AUCGUAUGGUAUAUAGCAGCACAUGUACAGCUAGCUAGUGGAGGGCGAGUUACCAGGUCCUGUCUCAUCCGGCAGAUUAUCCGAUAUUGUAAGCACAUUUUCGACAUUUGUGUAUCUAUUUUUUAAGCAUUGAACAGGCAUAACUUGUGAGUUAGGUACGGUACCGGUACAUGUCCGAGAAUCUGACACUGACGGUCACUCAUCUCACUUUCUCAGUGACAAUUGCAGUUACUUGCACUGUCUUGACUUUGCGGCAUGACAAAUGACAACAACAAUAUUGUCAUUUUAAAAGGCCUACGCAAAUGCGCAUUUAUGCGGAGACAAACCAAAAGAUGGGCGAUGCCGCCGCCCGGCCUGGAAUCGGGCUCUUGCGAGAUGCAAACACAUAAUACCAGCAAAUCAUUACUUAGACCUGGCUGUAGACAGGAAUAACCGUCGUUUCUGCCAAAAAUUCUGGGGAUUUAUUCAACAAUUUCUGACAUUUUAGUUUUUACUUUCAUCCCCAUUCACCGACGGUAUGCGGUAAAGAGUGUCUGUGCGGGCUCCCAUGAUUAUAACACCAGCACUUUUGUCAAUUCAGAUCCAGACUAGAUCUAGACUAGGGCCUAGAGCUAGAGUCCAAACUAUAUUAUUACACAUCGAAGUUACACUCUAAGGAUUUAUCAACUACAACUCAAGAUAUCAAUUUAUAAUAGGCCCUAGGCCUAUAUAAUAAAUGACAAAAUGGCAAAAAUAUCAAAAAGUAUGAAAAUGGUAUUUUACCAAUGUUUUCUUGCGACUUGGAUGCCAGAAUCACUCCCAAAAUAGGAGCCAAAAAUCACAAAAUAACAAACGAACGGAGAGUGCAUCGACAAUUUUGAAUGUGAUAUCGAUAUUGCUUUCGAUAUUAAUCAUAAAGCGAUCUGCUCCACACGCGAGCUUAACCGCUACGAUCACAGGUAGCAGACAACAUUCGAUAUAUUGAGAUAUUAACGAUAAUGACGUCAUUCAAGAUGGCAACUUGCGAGAAAAACCGUCGGCUCCGGUGAAAAUGUCUAGAUGAAAGGUGUCUGGAUCAUCCAGAGGAUUUUUAUCAAUAACUCCGGUCCAAGGUGGUAGUCAUUCAAAUGGAUGAACUAGGAACGUCUGUGGAAGACACAGGUUCAGAUGUCCAUUUGAUCAAUCUAGAGGAGGACUUCAAGGGAUUUCAGCCUUCCCUUGAAGAAAGGGGAUUUCACCUUGUUGAGGAUAGUACAUGUGAGGUGGUAGAAGAUACAUCCUUGUCCCCUGGUGACUUGUGCAGCAGAAAAAAGAAGAUUAUGCUUGGACCGACAAAUGGCCAACAUUUCCAGGCAUGGCAAAGGGACAUCCUAAACCAGAAUUAUGAUAUCAGGCAGGAGGAAUCACAUCCUGUAUUUGACCUUGAGAGUUGCAACCAUCAGGGAGAAGAAAGUCUUGAAGCUGCUGUUGUCUUGCGUACAAGGAAAUGGUCCAAUACCAAAAAGAAGGAAGAGCAAUUUGUGCGUUACGUUGUCUCGUUGAAUGAGUUGUUGCUAUCAGAUGGACGCAAGUGGAGAUUUGAAUUAGAUGAUGUCCUCCAGAUUGUCCAAGAUGUAGCUUGGAGUCUUGCGGAGGACUACCAUGACAAGUCCAUUGUUUAUGGGGAUAUGCAAGCUGGAAAUAUCCACAUAAAUGACUUCCUUCGAGCCUUCCUUAUUGCCAGUGAGAAGUCUAAGAUGCAGACUAAUAGAGCUGAGCUGAUUCGAGAAUGUUUUCUUGAUAUGAGGGAAUUGUGCAAGGUGAUGGGAGGUCUGUAUCAGUUCUACAUGAGGAACAAACCUCGGGAUGCUCAGAAUAGCAACCAGAAAGAAGAGACAGCGUUGUUUGCUUUGCUUCGUAAAGGAUACACCACUGAUGGUCUAACUGCAGAGCAAUUUCUUGAUGAGCUGGGGCACAUUUUGAAUGUGCAAGUCCAGGACCAAGAAUUGCAGAAGAAAGAAGUAAUGGUGAGAAGAGAGAAGAAGGCCCCAAGACAAGUGCCAAGAUUGGCAUGUAGUUUCUCCUUUCCACAGACACAGCCUAGUAUUCUGCCAGGCCCCGGAGCUGUUCGCAAGAAGAAUCCAGAGCCAAAAUCUGAUUCCCAAAACCCAGUUGGUCCAGUUAUGGCUCACAAAGGUCCAGCGCCAGACUCUGUAGCUGCCAGCAAGGUUCAGAAACCUCCGGAUCUGGAAACCUUACCAAUUAGCCAGGGCCCUUCGAUGACCAGAGGUCCUGGAGCUAUUCGCAAAAAGUAUCCAGAGCCGAAAUCUAAGCACUCAGACAGAGAUGAUCCAGUUCCAAAGGAAGGAAUUCCGGCCCUCACUGGUCCAGCGCUAGGAGCCGAUGUCAUCAUGAAAGUUCCAAAGCCAGGAUAUGAUUCUGUCCGGAAUGUACUAGAGCCAGAAUCUAGUGCUCUCAUCAGGUUUCCUGACCUGGAAUCAUUAGCAAUCAGCCAGGCCCCUGCUAUGGCUGGUCCUGGCCCAGGGCAGGGAGCUGGCCUUACCAGCAAUGAAGUUCCAGGAGUAGGAUCAGCAGUGUAUACUACUGGAAGUUCAGUCGGCAGCUCAAGGGAUGCAGCAGCAUCUCGUGAGAAACUCAUGUCGGAUUUUGAGUUGGAGAUGUUCAAGUGCUACAGUAGCGAAGCCAGUUUUCUAGGAACAGAAACAGAACAGAUAUGAGUGCAAUUCAUCAUCUCAAGACGAAGAAGACUUGAUGCACACUUAUAGUCAGGGUGCAACAAACCCGGGGCAAGUGAAAAUGAUGUGCAGGCAAGCAUUUCUCAAAGUCAAUUGCUCGAUCGGGCAAGUGGUUGUUUU
This is a messenger RNA of Lytechinus variegatus (green sea urchin), 2834 nucleotides long. RefSeq lists its product as uncharacterized. The transcript is spliced from 10 exons. Bases 1107 to 2696 code for a protein of 529 amino acids. Lineage: Eukaryota; Metazoa; Echinodermata; Echinoidea; Temnopleuroida; Toxopneustidae. The record is from RefSeq and is a predicted model, not a curated record.